This is a messenger RNA of Daucus carota subsp. sativus, 1823 nucleotides long. Its product is annotated as AAA-ATPase At5g57480. Gene Ontology annotation, molecular function: ATP hydrolysis activity; ATP binding. Lineage: Eukaryota; Viridiplantae; Streptophyta; Magnoliopsida; Apiales; Apiaceae. Bases 1 to 1497 code for a protein of 498 amino acids. The transcript has a single exon. The record is from RefSeq and is a predicted model, not a curated record.
AUGAGAGAGUUUUGGACAUCUUUAGCGUCUCUCAUGGGCGUCUGGGCCUUCUGUCAAAGCAUACUCCACACCGUUUUCCCACCAGAACUCCGUUUCGCCUCGAUAAAAUUAUUUCAACGGAUUUUCCACUGGGCUUCGUCUUACUGCUACUACGACAUUACGGAGAUUGACGGUGUCAACACUAACGAACUCUACAAUGCGGUCCAGCUCUACCUUUCCAGCUCCGCAUCCAUUACCGGCAACCGGUUGAGUCUUACCCGCGGCCUCAACUCCUCGGCCAUCACUUUCGGGCUUUCCAAUAAUGAUCGGCUCAUCGAUACUUAUAACGGCAUUGAAGUUAUAUGGGAGCAUGUCGUCACGCAGAGACAGUCACAAACGUUCUCGUGGCGUCCCCUGCCCGAGGAGAAACGCGGGUUUACCCUUCGAAUACACAAGAAAAAUAAGAAAAUUAUAUUGGACUCGUAUCUUGGUUUUAUUAUGGAGAGAGCGAAUGAAAUUAGGAGGUCAAAUCAGGAUAGAUUGUUGUACACCAAUUCCCGAGGAGGAUCUUUGGAUGCGCGUGGACAUCCAUGGGAAUCCGUGCCGUUUAAACAUCCUAGUACAUUCGACACACUUGCGAUGGAUCCUUGUAAAAAGUACAGGAUCAUGUCUGAUCUUAAGGAUUUUGCUGAUGGUGAAGCUUUUUAUAAGAGGACCGGCCGGGCAUGGAAGCGCGGCUAUUUGUUGUACGGUCCUCCUGGUACGGGGAAGUCUAGUAUGAUCGCGGCGAUGGCGAAUUAUUUGGGUUAUGAUAUUUAUGAUCUGGAAUUGACGGAAGUGCACACGAAUUCCGAGUUGAGGAAGUUGUUGAUGAAGACUAGUUCGAAGUCUAUUAUUGUGAUUGAAGAUAUCGAUUGUUCGAUUAAUUUGACGAAUAGAAAGAAGAGUAAUGGAAAUGUUGUUCCUGGUAGGGGUCUGGACGGACCCCUGCCAGAAGAAAUGAGAGGCGAGGAGGGUGCCAAUACGAUUACUUUAUCCGGUUUAUUAAAUUUUACUGACGGAUUAUGGUCCUGUUGUGGGAGUGAGAGGAUAUUCGUGUUCACUACUAAUCAUGUGGAGAAACUGGAUCCAGCAUUGUUAAGGAGUGGGAGAAUGGAUAUGCAUAUAUUCAUGAGCUAUUGUUCGUUUGAUUCGUUGAAAAUACUUUUUAAAAAUUAUUUGGAGUACGAAGAAGGAGACGUUGAUGAAGAUCUGAUGAAGGAAUUGAGGGAAAUCAUAGAUAAAGCCGAAAUGACACCUGCUGAUAUCAGUGAGCUUCUGAUCAAGAACAGGAGAGACAAGGAAAAAGCUGUUUGGGAAUUGUUGGAGACACUGAGAUUUAAGUCUGAGAAGAAAGAGAAAGGAAAUGUGAUUCAAGAGAAGAGGGCAUUGGAGACUAGUCCAAAGGAAUGUGGUGGUGGAGGUGAUCAUCAGCUUGUCAAACAAUGUCAAGAAAUUAGUGUUGAGAAUAUGAUUUAAUCACAUAGUUUAAAUUGUUUCAUGUUAAUUUUAGCAAGUCUUUUGUUUAAAUUAUGAGCAUUAUGGUGGGGGAUAGAGAGUCUGAGAUGAGGAGAUUUGGAAGGAAAAGCCAUCAUUUCUUUUUACAUAAUACUUGCAAGAACAGCCAAUCAGGCUCUCAUGUAUAAUAUACUUUAGUACAAGGUAUGUUCUGUGGAGUAUGAUUAUGAAUUUGCAUGUGGGGUGUGUUUGGCUAAAUGAAUUAGUUUCAUUUUUGAGCUAGAAAUGAAAGACAAUUGGAUGCUUAUGAUCAUUGAUGUCCAAACACUAAUAAUGCGGGCAUAUAA